AUGUGUCUACUCACUAUGGAUGUUUCUAGGUUUCGAACUCGUGUCCACAAAUAUAUUGUCAUCGACGCGUUGAUUCAACCUUAUGUCGAACUCGUCGAUUUUAGACAUAAAAUUAGGGUUCUGAACAUAGCAGGGAAGACGAAGACGAAAUUUCCAGGGGAAGACGAAGACGAAGAAGAAGAAUGCAGGGAACGAAGCAAACGAGAAAGACGACCGCAAGCCAAAGUUAUUCAAGAGUUCCAGAAACAAUCAGCGCAAAUGGAUAUAACGACUGAAAUGAUGUCAGAUGCCAUAGAUGAUGUCUUGGAUGAUGAUGAAGCUGAAGAAGAGACAGAAGAUCUCACAAAUCAGGUGCUCGAUGAAAUUGGUGUGGAUCUUGCUUCACAGUUAUCAGCAGCUCCAAAAGGGAGACUCAAAACAAAGAACACCGAAAAUGUCAGCAGCUCGGAAAUUGAUGACAUCGAGAAGCGUUUGGCAGCUCUUAGAAAUCCAUAGCUUUUGUCUAGGAUUUUGGUUUUCAAACUCAGUUGUAAACUAUAGUUCUUUUCAGAACGUCUGUGUUUUGUUGGAAUUUCAGAAAUUCAAUGUGUAAUAUCCUUCUUGAAGUUGUUUAUUUAUUUCAGUUUAAAUUUU
Molecule: messenger RNA, 633 nt
Organism: Lathyrus oleraceus (garden pea)
Lineage: Eukaryota; Viridiplantae; Streptophyta; Magnoliopsida; Fabales; Fabaceae
Product: vacuolar protein sorting-associated protein 2 homolog 3
Exons: 7
Coding region: 1-495 (164 amino acids)
Biological process (GO): vacuolar transport
Source: RefSeq, a predicted model, not a curated record